AUGUCGCCUAAAUCGAGACGGUCUCAGAAACGCUCGGCCGCCGAGGAACCCCGUCCCCGUCCUCGUCUACACGCUCAUCAUCGUAUUCGGUCCGAUUCCGUCGGCCACGAACCUCCUUUAACCAUUGAUCAGCAUUUAAGCAACUAUCAUCGAUCGUUGCAUGCUUCCGCUUCCUCCAGUGCCCAAUAUCAUCCACCAUCACGUUAUAAGUUCCGUGAACCAUUGGGUGUCAUGGUUCAAAACAAACGUUCCACUUCGGCCUCCUCCAUUCAUCAAUUGGUUACCCCUACUUCACAUUCAUCAACGCCUGAAACCGAUCCCAUGUCUCCUCCGGCCUCCACCGAUCUCCAACCAUCAGCACCAUUAUCACCCUCAUUUUCCUCGCCAUGCCCCGCAGACAUCUUUUUCCAGCAUCGUCCAUUGACCUAUUCUUCGACCGCCCAGCGUCCAUCCACGACCUUACUGUGUCCUUCCACCACCCUUCCUACGCCCAUGGCUACUUCCCAACUAUCCAUAGGUUCUCCCGUCUCAGACCCCCUCUCUUCCACAACAAUCACCACUACCACUGCUAGCAGUGAAACCACUUCAGAAGACGCAGGGCGAGAUAAAGAAAAGGAGGGAAGUGGACUACUGCAACUCGCCCAUGUAGUCAGUACUUUUGGUUAA
Radiomyces spectabilis is the source of this 666-nucleotide messenger RNA. RefSeq lists its product as uncharacterized. Lineage: Eukaryota; Fungi; Mucoromycota; Mucoromycetes; Mucorales; Radiomycetaceae. The coding region runs from base 1 to 666 and encodes 221 amino acids. The record is from RefSeq and is a predicted model, not a curated record. The transcript has a single exon.